This is a messenger RNA of Trypanosoma grayi, 678 nucleotides long. RefSeq lists its product as hypothetical. Lineage: Eukaryota; Euglenozoa; Kinetoplastea; Trypanosomatida; Trypanosomatidae. The record is from RefSeq and is a predicted model, not a curated record. The coding region runs from base 1 to 678 and encodes 225 amino acids. The transcript has a single exon.
AUGCUAAAAGAGCGGAAGAGGCCGCCCGUGAUGCCGAAAAAAAAGAGGAAUACUGCAAAGACCAAGGCUGCGAAGAGACUGUCCGGGGGACCUUCUGGACAAAGAACAACAACAGUACCGCGAGACCGCCAGAAGCUACGACAAAAGAGUUCCGAAGUUAAGAACCCACAGCAAGAGACUGGUCAUUUAGUUGAGCGUGCCGCAGCUGCUCAUAGCGAGGGCCAGCGAGGCGAGUUCGUUGCAGGCACUGAGAACCAAGAUGGCAAUAAUCAGCCCUCUGAUGGCAAACAAUCACAUGAAGCUCCGUCUCAGAGCGAAGCCAAGCAUGCAGUGGAAGAACAGAGAAGCAAAGAGGGUUCUUUGGCAGAGAAUACCGAUGCAACAAAAACGGAUACGGGAGACGGUGAGACAUCGAAUGCUGCAGCAGCAGAGUCCAGCGAGUCUGGUGGAGCAGUGGCGGACCCUGCAAGCGAGGGCCACGCCGAUGGGCAGAGUGCGCAGGGGCCUGCCGGAGGCGAAGGCACACCUGAGACUGCAGCGGGGCCCACACACAACGCCCAGUCGAUUGGUGCGGGCAUCAGCAGUGAUGUGGGGGCGGACGGCAGCGACACUCACACGUUGGUGUGUGCCCCACUGCUGCUGGCGGUGCUGGCUACGCUGGCCUGCGGUGCUGUGUGA